Messenger RNA from Closterium sp. NIES-67, 3169 nucleotides. Lineage: Eukaryota; Viridiplantae; Streptophyta; Zygnematophyceae; Desmidiales; Closteriaceae. The record is from the annotation of a GenBank genome assembly.
ACCCGGGAGUUUCCCUGGAGGCAGCAGCAGGACUGGAGCUUCCCCUACCGCAGGCAUUAGUUUCGCUGCUCUCGAUUGCCGUGCGCGUGGCGCAUUCGCGUUGAAACGCGUCAUAUCAUAGACGGAACGGGGCACUCGAGAGGCGGAACAGGCACGGCAGAUACGACGAGGCGCCCUCAGCGCAUGCGUCCCAUCCCACGUAGCUCUUAGCAUUCUAAACUCCCAUCCACUGGGCAAAACUGCGGUUAACCAUUGGGCGUUAGUCCUAUGCGUAAGUCCGCAAACGUGUCCCAUCGUACUACCGAUUCUGCUAUCAGCUGGCACUGGCAGUGAUCUACCCAGCGUCUGCAAUGGCCCUGCGAACGGCGUCCAAGCUCUGCGCUCUUCAUUCCGCCGUGCUCCGCUCGUCCCCUUCCCCCGCCGCCGCCCUUCCCCCCGCUCUAUUUCCGCCUCGCACUCUAGUACCCGCCCUCGAGGUUCAGGGCUUUGGCUUGCACGGGGCUCUUCCGCGCGCGGGGACAGGGCGGAGGGGCAGCAGGGCGGGGGAAGCGACGUUUGCGGUCAACGCGGGUCAAGGGGGCGUUGCGCGUGCCAGCAGCAGUGGCAGCAGUGGCAACAGCAGCAGCAGCAGGACCAGCAGCAGAAGCGGUAGCACCAACGCUAGCAGAACCAGCAGCAGCAGUAGCCGCGGCGGCAGCAGCAGCAGCAGGGGCAAGCGCGGGAACUCUGGCGAGAGACGCGGUGGCGGAAGGUUGAGUUCGGGCAGGUCGGACGGGGCCAGGGGAAGAAGGAGGCAGGGCGGGGAAAGGGGGCCAACUGGUUGCGCCGACGGGGAGAACCAGGGGUUACAGCGCGACUGGGGAGGCGUUCCGCCCGAGGGGGAGGGGAAGGACGCGUGGCAGCGCGGGGUGGGGGAUGGCGCACUGGAAAAAAUCCAAGAGGCAUACGAGAAAGGCACGUGGGGAGGGGAGAAGCUGGGGACAUGGGCGAAGAAGAAGCUGCAGCAGGGGUACGGAUGGCGGGCGAAGGCGGCUGUGAAGGAGUGGGAGCUGAUGGAGGCGCGGUGGAUGCAAGAGGACCGCGAGAGACUCAUCGCUGAGUUCAACGUGGUGGGAGGGAGGCGGAGGAAUGGGGAGUUUCUUCGGUUGAUGGAGUCCGCUACUGGGGGGCGGAUGAGGGAAGGCGGGAUGGAGAGGGAUGUUAUGGAUGGUGACAGUAUUGGUAGUGAUUAUAGAGACAGUGCCGUUGUGGAGAUUGGCCGUGAUAUCUUGAGUGACAGCACCGAGGGCAGCAGCAGCAGCAGCAGCAGCAGCAGCAGCAGGAGGGAGCGGGUAUACCGAGCAGUGGAGAUCGACCGGGCGGCAUUCGUCCGGAAGUUUGUGGUGCCGGGGCUGAGGGUGCCGCCCGCCUCGUGCGGCCCACUGGUGAAGCAGCUGGCAGCAGCAGGGUGCCUGCUGGACUGGCCCCGCCUCAAGAACGUGGCGCGCGUGGCGGGGGAUGGGGGGGAUGGUGGGGUUUCAGGGGAUGAGGCGCGAGUGGUGGGGGCUGGUGAGCAAGAGGUAGAGGGGCGAGGGGUUGAGGGUGGGGAGGGGGUAGAGGCGAAGAGAAAAGGGGACAAGCACAGGAGGGGAGACGGGCCGAGGGACGAUGAGAGCACAGCACGGGUAGAGUUUCUGGGUACAGUGCCCUUGCCUGAUGGCCUCCCCUGGCGAGACCAGGCUCCACGCUCCACCCCACCCCUGCAUGCCACCAGCCAUAGCACGAGCCAAGGCAGCAGGCAAGGCAAGCCUGCGAGUCGCAUACUUCUGCUUCGCGAAGAGCUUCUUCACACGCCCGUGCACAUGCUGCCGCCUGUGCUGCAGACCAUCCUUGGCACGGCGUCACCCCAUGGUGGCACAGGCGAGGGAGAGCACGCGCCAACUGGUGCAGCGGCUGGUCAGGCGCGCCCAUGUGAUGCUGACAGCAGCGAGGGAGGGCAGGCUGGACGCAAGGACGGAGGAAGCAAGGAGGAGGCAGAAAGCACUGGGGAGAGAGACAGGAAGGGGGGGGGCAGGGAGGGGAUGGUGGAGGGAGCGGAGAUGGUGGCGUGUGGGGUGACGGUGGGGUACGAGUACUGGACGGCGGAGGACGUCCUCACGCACGUGCUGCCCAGCCAUGUGCCGGUGCCCACGUCGUUUGAGAGCGUGGGGCACAUCGCACAUCUGAACCUGCUGGAUGUGCACCUGCCGUACAAGCACCUCAUCGCCCAGGUGCUGCUGGACAAGCACAAGCCGCGCAUCCUCUCUGUGGUGAACAAGACGGCGGCCAUCCAUGCCGUGUACCGCACCAUGAAGCUCGAGCUCCUGGCGGGCAGCUUCCGCCUCGUCACCACCGCCAGGGAGAGCGGGCUCGCCUUCAAAGUCGACUUCGCUCGCGUCUAUUGGAACUCUCGUCUGGCCACGGAGAGAGCGCGCCUCGUGUCAACCUUUUCCUCGUCCGAUGUUGUCUGCGACGUGUUUGCAGGAGUGGGGCCGAUUGCCAUCGCUGCAGCGAAGAGGGUGAAGCGCGUGUAUGCCAACGACCUCAACCCCUCGGCGCUCACCUUUCUCGCGCAAAACAUCAUUGCCAACCGUGUGGAGGGGAAAGUCGAGAUAUUCAACUUGGACGGUCGUGAUUUCAUCAGGCACCUGCUGUCUCUGCCCCGCCCGGUGCAGAUGAGUCGGGUGGUGAUGAACCUCCCUGCAGACGCCAUUGAGUUCCUGGAUGUUCUGAAGGGCGCAUUCCCUCUGGCAAAGUGGGGCACGAGGACACCUCCGCCCAUCGUGCAUGUCUAUGCCUUCUCCAAGGCUGCUGACCCCGAGCUAGACCUCUCCCAGCGGAUAUGGUCAGUCCUAGGCCACACCAUGACGGACAUUGACUUCCACAGGGUGCGCCUUGUGGCGCCAUCCAAGUGGAUGGUUUGCUGCUCCUUCAGGCUGCCACCCACUGUAGCAUUCGAUUCCUGGUGAUAGGUACCUAGGUAUGCAUUGGUGUAUGGGAGAAUACAUUUGAUUCAGUGGCUUCAUGGCAUGCUUGUUGAUUACUUGUACGGUAUUUGGUCGACCUAGAGAACAGUUACCAUCAAGGCAGGAGUGAGGUGAGCACAAGGAACCACACUCCGGCAUGUAUCGUCAAUUGUGAUUGACAGAUG